Molecule: messenger RNA, 573 nt
Organism: Octopus sinensis (East Asian common octopus)
Lineage: Eukaryota; Metazoa; Mollusca; Cephalopoda; Octopoda; Octopodidae
Product: mitochondrial import inner membrane translocase subunit Tim23-like
Exons: 1
Coding region: 13-573 (186 amino acids)
Biological process (GO): protein import into mitochondrial matrix
Cellular component (GO): TIM23 mitochondrial import inner membrane translocase complex; mitochondrial inner membrane
Molecular function (GO): transmembrane protein transporter activity
Source: RefSeq, a predicted model, not a curated record
AGGAACGCAGGAAUGUUCAAUUUGCCUUCUUAUUUGGGAGGAAAUAUAGCAGGCCAUGGACAACAGGACGUCAACACCCCAAUAAUGUCUCCCUACCUCAACGUCAACCCAAGAUAUCUCAACUACGAGCCAGAAUUUAUAUUUCCCCAAGGAGCUAAACGACAGCGAGGGAGAUUGGAAAUGUCCUUCUCACAAAUCGGGGGAUCGGUCAUGGUCGGCGGUGCCUUUGGAGGUGCCAAGGGUCUCAUUAGCGGGUUAAAUGAAGUAAAAGGUGAGCGCGGGAAAGUUAUGAGAGUAACUAUUGUCAACCACGUUGCUAAAAUGGGUGCUUCGUAUGCUCAGUCUCUUGGCUGUGUGGGUCUUUUGUACAGUUCUCUCGGAACUAUUAUAUCAUAUGGACGAGACGUGGAGGACUAUUGGAAUACACUACUUUCUGGGGUCUCAACUGGGCUGCUAUUUCGGUCGCCUGGAGGUCUCCGGAGUUCGUUGAUUGGUGGGGCAUUUGGUGGUGCUAUUUCUCUGAUGAUGGUGGCCUGCACUCACUUUGAUGAUAUUCGUCGGCGUAUAUUCUGA